AUGUAUCCCUGCAGUGCUAAGCCAAUCCAUAUGGGCCCACCCCAUGGCCAAUCAUUCCAUGCACCACCCAAAGAUCAAACGGGCUGGGCCAACUUCUCCGAAGCUGUGCCUUCCCCUGGCCCCCCCUUACCACCGUGGACCCAAACUCCAACCACGGCUUCAUCUCCGGCCUCGGUUUCCCCUAUCGGAACGCCUCGCAGUGGAUGCGCAUCAAUGAUCCACUUGAAGCUCAACACGAGGAAGCCACCAUAUCCAAGUUGGAACACCCCUUCUCGCCACUCAGUGAUACAAGGCGGAUUUUGCGUCGGAAAGAACUUCCCAUCUGAAGAAAUUCGUCUCAAAUCAGUCACGACCCUUUUUGAUCCGCCCAUGUCCCGUACCAUCCCGGACAACGUCUUUGAAGCGGAAACCACCUUGGCAACUUCCUGCGGCUGCACUUCCUCUUCAAAACUGUGCGGCCCAUGCAGGCUCAAACAGCGAAACUCAAAUCUGCGCUCAGAGAACCAGUCGCUACGAAAGGCUUUGACAAAACCGUGGAAAGACCGAGAGAAGUUGAGCGGAUAUCUGAAGUUAGACAGUUAG
Messenger RNA from Ilyonectria robusta, 582 nucleotides. RefSeq lists its product as uncharacterized. The coding region runs from base 1 to 582 and encodes 193 amino acids. NCBI's taxonomy places the organism in Eukaryota, Fungi, Ascomycota, Sordariomycetes, Hypocreales, Nectriaceae. The transcript is spliced from 3 exons. The record is from RefSeq and is a predicted model, not a curated record.